UGCAUUAUUUUAAAUAAUUUUCUACUAAUCUUGAUUAUUUAUUGGAUUAUUAUUAUUAUGUGUAAUAUAGUUCAAACACACAUGCCUCACAUGUAAUGCAAAGUGUGGAGAAUGGUGAUAAUGCAAAUGGUUGGCAAGUAGGCUUAACACACGAACAUGUAUGUAAUACACAAAAACAAGGCCGACGACAUGUGCGAGGUUUUAAUUCAACACUCCAAAUUCAGUACAUCUUUGGAUCCACAUCCCGUUAUUACUUCAUUACACUAAACACUUUCCAAAAAGAAAAACAAAACAAAAGUUUAUAUAAUAAGCUUAAGAGGAAUAUAUGCAACUCUCACAAAGUUUUAAUGUUAUAGGUAAGCUUUAAUAAAUAGCAGUAUUUUUGAUAAAAUUGUAAAUUUAGAAAACCUAAUUUUUAAUUACAAUAGACAAACUUAAAAUUCUUGUAUGAUAUUGUUUGUUACUAAAAAUGUAUUUCCAAUGCAUUUGUCAACGAGUAAAAUGGUUUAAGAAUAAUAGAUAAUGAAUAAGAAUUUAAUUUUAUAAUUAUGCAAGGAAAUAAAUACAAAAUGAUAAAUUUAAGACAAAGCAACACCAAAUCUCUAAAUACGAUCUGUUAUUUAAAACGAUGUCGUUUUGAUUUGAACGACGUCGUUGAUGAGAUAUAUUCGUCAAUAUAUUAGCGGGUCAAAUAAUUAUUACUAUUUGACUACUACCGCGAGGUUAGUCAAAAGUAGAUUCGGUCUUAAAUACUAAAUUUGGAAAAAUAUCUUAAUUGUUUUCAGAUUUGUAUAGGUAUAAAGAUCACCAUUGCUUGGAUGAGAAAGCUCAAUUCUCCCAAAUAAGUAUAUGUGAUUACAAGGAAAACAAAAAUUAGGCUGAAGACUAUGAUAUUAAAAUUACUUGAGAAAAUAAAUAAGAAACAGAGGAAAAGGUGAAGGAAAAAGUCUCUCCGUUUUCUUCGUCAGCCUUCCUUUCUCCUUUUCCGUCUCUCCUUUGGCACCGAACCAAAAACAAAGCAAAGGCAGAAGACAACAAACCACUACCAUCACAAACAAUGCCUGCGUUGAACAACUUUUCCGCCGCCGAGAAAAAAGACGACCAACUUGGUCGUACCACACAAGCUGAGGAGAAAGAAGAAGAUCCGGACCACAUGGAUGUAAUGGAAGAAGAAGGUUCCAAGGAGAGAAGUUCAUCUUCUACAUCAGAAGAGCAAUCAGAAUCAGAAUUUAUAGAAGGUAUUGAUCUAGAGGAUAUCCGUAAGUACGUGCAGUGUCCUAUAUGUUUAGGAAUUAUAAGGAAAACAAGGACUUUCAUGGAAUGUCUCCAUCGGUUUUGUCAAGAGUGCAUUGAUAAGUCAAUGAGAUUUGGGAACCAUGAGUGUCCUGCUUGUAGAAAACAUGUACCCAGCCGACGUUCAUUAAGACCCGACCCCAAAUUCGAUGCUUUUAUUGCAGCUAUAUUCGGAAAUGUCGAUAGUAAUGAGGAGCAGGAUUUGGCUUUUGAUGAAGAUGAGUUGGCUCGUAAUAAGCAGUUUCAAGCAACUAUAGCUCAAGUAUCGCAGAGACAAUCUGAGGCCCUUGUGAAGUCUUCUGGUAAAGAUGCAGGGGUCUUACCGAGAUCACAGCCUAGUGGUAGUGGCUCCAGAAGAAGGAGGAGGAACAGCAGAAACAUGGUGCAUGAUACAUCACAAGCCGCCCAUGAUGAUGAUGGUGAUAACAACAGAGUCAACGCUUCGUCUUCUGCUAAAAUACUGCCGAGAAAAAGAAAUAGGCGCUCUGCAACUCGUUCUACAGCUCACCCUUCUUCUUCUUCAUGUCCAAGCAACAAUGAUAAUAACUGCGCUAAUAAUGUCACAGAGGAGGCGCAUCAUAGAGACAGCAGAGGCAUAGCACAUGGGUUUGCAUGGGGAAAAGGCGGCAGAAGGAGUAACGCAAGGCAAGCGAAUAAUAACCAAGGAGCUAGUAGUAGUAAGAGUGUUAGGAAUGCUCGCUUGAACAGACUUGUGGAUUAUCUCAGUACCUUAGAGAGUAACAGUGUCUAGGUAACAAAAGAAAUUGCAUUUUCUUGACCUGUGUCUAAAGAUUGCAGAUGAUAAUAUUAAUGUUUUGGUUUUGUAAAAACUUAAAUCUGCACUGCAGUUGGAUUUGGCUGAGAAAUAUUUGGUUGUUUA
This is a messenger RNA of Brassica rapa (field mustard), 2173 nucleotides long. RefSeq names its product putative E3 ubiquitin-protein ligase RING1b. The record is from RefSeq and is a predicted model, not a curated record. Lineage: Eukaryota; Viridiplantae; Streptophyta; Magnoliopsida; Brassicales; Brassicaceae.